Messenger RNA from Cydia pomonella (codling moth), 2816 nucleotides. RefSeq names its product C-type mannose receptor 2-like. Lineage: Eukaryota; Metazoa; Arthropoda; Insecta; Lepidoptera; Tortricidae. The record is from RefSeq and is a predicted model, not a curated record. The transcript has 5 exons. Bases 1523 to 2434 code for a protein of 303 amino acids.
UCCUGUCUUUAAUUAUUUGCUGUGUGGUGGACAUCUUGGGAUUUGUAUUAUGUACAUACCAAAUCCCGUUUGACAGGUAGUACAAUUUAGUUAAACGUUAAAAAAUGAAACUUUAUUUGAAAAAAAUAAGUGCGAGGAAAAGUGCAACUUACUAUUAGAGGAUGUCGAUAAAAUGAUGUCAUAAGACAGUACCGUUAUAUUCUUUUUAGUAUUGUAAUAUUUUUUGCAGCGCAUCAGGUUUGUUUGCGGAGGCGCGCACAGGCUGCUUCGGUGCAAUUAUACGCAAAAGAACUGCCUCCCUGAUGCGUGCGUGACCGUUCCAACAGCCUCUUGCGCCUAGUGUUACAGUCGCCUGCUUGCGCCUUCUAGAAACACUGCGAGGAUGUGCAUAUGGGAUCCAGAGGCUUAGUUUAUAAUUUAUUAUAAUUUGCAGAGGCUGUCUAUCGCGAUUCAGCGUGGCAACCCGGCGAGCUUGAUGGGCAUCUUUGCGACUGGGAGGGUUCGGGACGGGUUGUUUGAUUAGUUUUUGUAUUUGUGUCUUUAUAUUUAGUUUUACUUCUAUUUAGUUUAGAGUCCAUUUUAAUGUUUUUUCGAGUAAUUAAAUAUGUAAUAGUUUUAAGGAAAAAAUUUUUUAGUACUUAUAGGUUUAACUAACGUAGGAUUAAGGGAAGUGUACAUUCCCUAUGGACAUGGUCAGAAAUAAAUCCUUUGAAUUGAAUUGAAUUAUAAUCGCUUUUACAAUAGAAUGAACUAAGUUAAGGAUACUUAUGCUAUAACGGUCCAGGCCCGGGACGAGGCUUCCGUCGCUUCUUUUUCUAUGACAGGUGAUCACGUGAUAGUUUCUAUACAAAACCGAAGUGUUGGAUGCCCCGCCUUCUUGUAGAGAGAGUCAUCCUUUGUUAUUAUUUUUUUUUCUUUAUAUUCGGGACAAAAAACAGUAACACACAGGUUAAGACACAAAAAUAAAAUACAAAGAAUAAUGAAGUGUGAGACCAACAACAUCGUCCACAGAUUACUAGAUUACCUACUGAUAAAUCUACAAUAUAUAGCGCUAGGUAACAAUAUAAAGGAUAUAAAGCUAAAAUUAACACAGCUACGGUUACAACAUUAUUCGUUGUAUCUUUAAUUAUUGUCAGAAUGACUUGAGGCAAUCUUAGAUGUGAGAUAUUUAGAGUUACAAUAAGACUAAAAAAAAGAAGUAUGCACGUAGAUAAUAAAGGAUAGUUCCUGUUAGUAGACUCAUAAUUAAUGUUGUUUACUUCAAGGAUGACUCACAUUUUGUUAUUAUGAUUUAUAAAUUUCUUGCUGUCGAUAACACUUGAGUCGAUACUUAAUUAAUCACUAACACUGGUACCUUUUGCGCCCGAAAAACCGGGCUAUGCGUUUACGUAGUACGGAACCUCACCUUUAUUUUUCGAUUUCCCUUCUUUAUAUUUAUACCUAUAAUAAGCAGUGUAAGUCCUUAUAUAUGAAUGAUAAGGCAUACUAAAUAUAGUCCCGUGGAAGGAACACUGGAAACAACAUGUCCCUUAAAUUACUCGUGUUUGUGAUCGGACUAUACAUCGCAGUAGCCUCUCGCUGUGAACACUUCUACAGAAAAGACUAUACUUACAUCGACCAGUUCGACGCCUUCUACAAGCUCCACUGGGACCUGUCGGGGCAGACCUGGGGCUCCGCCUUCUUGGCCUGCGACGAUGAGGGGGCAGCCCUGUUCUAUCCGAAGACAGCAGAUGAGUGGAGCGUUGUGAGAACCCUGAUCGCGCCGAUGAAACUCAAGCCUAAUGUCACGGAGAUUUUUGUUGGGAUACAUGAUGAGUUUGGGCUCGGAGAGUUCAUGACUGUCGAUGGCAUGUCUACACCAUCUCCUCUACCAGACAAAGACCAAGAUUUGGAAGGCCAGAGCGCUUGCGUGGUGAUGGAAAUAGAUUCUGGCGCCUACAAGCUAGAGGCAUGUGACACGGAUAGUAUAAAGCCUUUUGUCUGCAAAAAGGUCGAAGAGGUUAUUCCAUCCUGUCCUACCAUCGAUCGUGGUUACACUUACGACAAAAAGACCAAAAAAUGUUACAAGCUCAACCAAAGAAAAAAACCAUGGACCGAGGCCAUGCAGACCUGCUUUAUGGAAGGUGGGAUCCUGGCGGUGGUCACCAGUGCUGACGAGGCGGAUGUCAUCUUCCAGAAGUUGCCAGAAUAUGAGGAAGAGUAUUUUGUUGGAUUUAGAAGACUGUUUCCCAAUGGAGACUUUUAUACGGUGAAAGGUCAACAAUUCGACAACACAUUCUAUAAACGCUGGCGAAACAAUGGAAACUACGAGAACGAAUCAACCAACGAUUGCGGGACGGUAUCGAAAAGAUACGACUACAGAGAUCUGUUUACCGGCACGAGGAAUUGUCUCCAACCUGCUGCUUUUGUGUGCGAAAUGAUCGCUAGGACUUGAAUUUGGAGGCAGAUAAGAUUUGAUUUAAUCAUGAAAUAUCUUUAUUGUAAAUAGUUCUUCAAUCAUUGAUAUAGUUAGUUUUAUGUUAUUUUAAAAUAGCAAGCAUGGGCAAGCGUCGGAGAGCAAAGACCUCAUGCCAGAUGGGCAAACGACAUAAUAAAAGUAGCGGGGCCCUGCUGGCCACAAACAGCUCAGGACAGAGAAAAAUGGAAAUCUUUAGAGGAGGCCUUCACCUUCACCUAAGAGGAGGGGUUCGUGCAACAAUCAAAAAAGAAAACACAUAAUAAUUCAUUUUACUUUUUUCAAAUUAAUUUUAGUUUUUUCUCACCUUAAAAAUGUAACUUUUAUUCUUUGCAUGAAAUAAAAGGCUUUUUAUAUAUUA